Canariomyces notabilis is the source of this 1617-nucleotide messenger RNA. RefSeq names its product RCC1/BLIP-II. The record is from RefSeq and is a predicted model, not a curated record. Bases 1 to 1617 code for a protein of 538 amino acids. Gene Ontology annotation, molecular function: guanyl-nucleotide exchange factor activity. The transcript is spliced from 2 exons. Gene Ontology annotation, cellular component: cytoplasm. NCBI's taxonomy places the organism in Eukaryota, Fungi, Ascomycota, Sordariomycetes, Sordariales, Chaetomiaceae.
AUGGUUUUGACGAAAGGGGCUGGAUCUUCAGCCCCGACCGUGUCGAGGCGCGGCAAAGGACACAAGAAGAACGACAGUGCCGAAAACGCAAAGACCACGCCCGCGACGUCCCAAUCCUCAAAGUCGAGAGUUGAGCCCCACCCGCACACCCAUGUCAAUGGAGACUCCAAGAACCCUCCUGCUGGAGGGACGCCUCCUCGGUCAUCGAAGCGCAAGCAGCCAGACGAUGGAUCCGAGGCAACACAUAGGUUGAAGAAGCCAAAACUCGUACCUCGCGAACAGGAUGGGCAGCUACCGCGCAUUAACCAAGCUCCGACUGAAGUUGUGUCGGUUCUGGUCUUCGGCAACGGCGACGCCGGUGAGCUAGGCCUGGGUCCCGCGAUCCAAGAAGCUGCUCGCCCGCGCCUGAACCCCUUUCUCGAUCCUGACAAUCCCUCUGCCUUCCGUGUCGUCCAACUCGUUUGCGGUGGCAUGCACACAGUUGCUCUUACAGAAGACAACAAGAUUAUCACUUGGGGUGUGAAUGACAAUUGCGCCCUGGGCAGAAGCACGGCCUGGGAAGGGGGUUUACGAGAUGUCGAUGGCGAUUCCGAAGAGGAAGGGGAGCUGAACCCUCUGGAAUCCACACCGACCGCCAUCCCGCCUGACUCGUUCCCGCCUGGGACGAGGUUUGUCCAGGUCGCCGCCGGUGAUAGCUGUAGUUUUGCGCUUACGGAUGCAGGCUAUGUAUAUGGUUGGGGGACGUUUAAGAAUGCCGAAGGGAAGGAAAGAUUUGGCUAUGAUGCCCAAGGGCGUGCCGUCGAGAAGCAAGCCACGCCAAUUCGGAAUCAGGGCCUCAGCAGCAUUACCCAGGUUGCCUGUGGUGCCAACCACGCCUUAGCUCUCGAUGCGCACGGAAUGAUCUGGUCCUGGGGUUGCAGCGAACAAAACCAACUGGGCCGCCACGUCUUCGGUCGACAUGCCACUGGUCCACUGACCCCUAAUCCCAUCCACAUCAGGGAUAUCAAAUACAUCGCCUGCGGAGAGUAUCAUUCCCUUGCAGUCGACAAAAAGGGACACGUUUGGGCUUGGGGCUUGAACAGCUUUGGCGAAGCCGGAUACGCCAAGGCUGCCGGCAGCGACGAUGUCGUCUUGCCGUUCCCCAUGAAGAUAUCCGGUCUUCGCGGUAAGGAGGUGGUAUGCCUCGCCGGCGGGGCCCAUCAUUCGGCGGCGGUCACGGCCGACGGGCAAUGCCUCGUUUGGGGCCGCUUGGACGGCGGGCAGCUCGGCAUAGCCUUCACAGACGAGCAGCUUCAGGAUACCAGCUUGGUCCGCCGCGACGAGCGCAACGCUCCACGUAUCUGCCUCCGUCCCACGCUUGUUCCCGGCCUCGGUCAAGUCAGCCAUGUGGCAUGUGGCACCGACCACACCAUUUUCGUCACAAGAGAAGGGACGGCGUAUGUCACUGGGUUCAACUCAGGGGGCCAGUUGGGCCUCGGUCAUGAAGACGAUGUACAGGUUGCCCAACCCAUUGGAGGUAAAGCCUUGAAAGACAGGACGCUUGUUUGGGCGGGAGCUGGCGGGCAAUUCUCAAUACUUGCAGCUCGCUCCAGGGCAUCUCUCGCCGAACGCAACUGA